This is a messenger RNA of Morchella importuna, 825 nucleotides long. RefSeq lists its product as uncharacterized. NCBI's taxonomy places the organism in Eukaryota, Fungi, Ascomycota, Pezizomycetes, Pezizales, Morchellaceae. Bases 1 to 825 code for a protein of 274 amino acids. The transcript has a single exon. The record is from RefSeq and is a predicted model, not a curated record.
AUGACAGACAAAGGCUCUACGCGCUACUUAACGGUCACCUCUGAGGCUACUAGAGUAUCACAACCACCAAAAUCAUCCCCCAUUGAAACAAGGAUGGAACAUGACAAUACCGCAAUGACCGGACCACCCACCCGAGCGGGCCAUAAUACCGACGUUUACAACCUCGGGCUAACCUCAUCAACUCUUAUUAAUGCAAAGUUGUCCUUGCGAACUUUAGUCUCUUCAGACAUCACCGGGAUUGAUCACUACAAGUUUCAGGAAAGUCACCUCCAGUGUAUGAGAGUACUGUGGGCAGAAACGCCUCCUACUUCAAGAUACCACUACCGCAUUAGAAGGCGUGUGGAAGAAUGGUUCAUUACCAUUAGCCAAGUCAGAGACUUUGCUGUCAAUCAUAUCAUCAAACAUUCGGGCUUGGAGGAGGCACAAUACCAGGAGAUAGUGAGGCUGAGAAUUGCGGUGCAUUCCAACCAGGACAAGGGUCAAGUAAUAAAUGACCGGAUGAUUAUCCUGGUGCACGCAGGGUUGGAUACUAUUCCUGCUGGGUCCAGUGGAGAUCCUCCGAUCGAGUCGAUCGACUUCAUGAGCAUCAGGGCUGCGCACGUCCUCCUAGUAGCGGCAUGGAACAGUUUAGGGAGGGAGCUUCAAGAGGUUCGCCGUGUUGAAGGGCUCGAUCACAUUUUUGGUUCCGGUUCACUCACUGAGGAUGAAACACACCUUUCCGUUGCAAUCUCGGCAUAUUGGCUUGCCGAGGUAGACUUGGCAUAUGGGGAACUAUAUAGCGACCAACCCUAUCAUUACACCGAAUUAUUUAUGGAGGGCUGUUGA